Messenger RNA from Argiope bruennichi, 450 nucleotides. RefSeq lists its product as uncharacterized. Bases 1 to 393 code for a protein of 130 amino acids. Gene Ontology annotation, molecular function: actin monomer binding. The record is from RefSeq and is a predicted model, not a curated record. Lineage: Eukaryota; Metazoa; Arthropoda; Arachnida; Araneae; Araneidae. Gene Ontology annotation, cellular component: cell cortex. The transcript has 3 exons.
AUGAAGUGGGACGACUUGGCUCGUCAACUGACUGACGUUCCUCAGGGAGGGGGUCGAUGCAUCUUCGCGGCUCUUCACUCUCUGGAUGACGGGUCCUGCCUCGGAAGAAGUCCAAAAGAUGGACCUCAGGUGAAAGUAAACGAGAUAAUGCAGUUGAAGAAGGCUUUUCGGGAUCCCACGAUGCUCUACUCCUCGGGGAUUACCCUCAAAGACAUGCGCUUCACCUACGUCAAAGUGGAGAAAAACGCCCUUCUGGGAAGGACAUCAAGGCUGGCUUGCCUCGUCAUGCAGACAGAUAAAGUCUACAUUAUCUGCGUUUAUCCAGGAGAUGAGCUGACAAAACAUGUUUUCUACAACUGCCAGAGUGUAUACGAAAGAAUUCGAAGUGCCUGACAAAACAAUAGAAACUGGAAAACUUAGUAUGAAGCGAUAUUUUAAUGUAUGAUAAUC